AUGAUGCAACGCCUUGCCUCCUUGCUUUACCUAUCCAGUCUUCUGGUACUUGGCGAUGCCCUUAUAUCUCCAAAGAUUGGCAAUGGCUUUACUAGUACCAGUUCUCUUGGAAUGUCUACCACAGCCCCCGCCGCCUCUUCCCAAGGAAAAGCUACGAACUUGAAAUCCAUUCUCAAAAAGCCAAGCAAAGUAUUGACCGUGGGAGUGGAUUGCGAUGUUUCAAACAAAUCCGAUAUCUCUAUGCUAUCCAUGCAGCUUCGAAAGUCCAAGGUCUCUUCCAUUUGGUGUUCCAACCUUGAAGCCGUCAAGGAAUUCACUACCGAACAAAAAUCUUCCAAGGGAUCCUUUCCUGGGCCACUUCCUGUUAUUUAUACCGGGGAAGACCGUAGCGCUGCCGUAGAAAAUGGUGCAGCGGCUGUGGUGCUUUCUGCGGAAGAUGAUCUUUCUACCGCUGGUGAUGCCGAAGUGGUGUGGAAGGUAUCCAGUUUGGAGCAGGUGAAAAUGGUUCUACAGGCAACUUCGGACGCUGCAGAUGUCUUCUUGGUGGACGUGCCAAAUGAAGAAGACUUUGAAGCCAUCGUGGAAUCGCUACCAAAAACGUCUCUCUGUAUUGCAUCUGUCGACCCGAUGCAAACAGAUGGAGCUGAAAUUGCAAUUGGCAAGAAAUUGAAAAAAGUUGGAUAUGGAUCCAUCCUGGUUCGUUCCGCCAUUGUGGGAGAUGCCGAAGAUUUACCAUAUGCUCAGUUCGUGGUGGAUGGUUUCACCAGCAAGGCAUCUUCGGAGUUCAAAUUUACCGGUUUGACUGGGUCCACGAAUGGCCACUUUGGAGGAAUCCAAGCCAAUGGUAGUGUCAAAUGGCGCCGUACUAUGGAGCAAUGA
Messenger RNA from Cylindrotheca closterium, 879 nucleotides. Lineage: Eukaryota; Bacillariophyta; Bacillariophyceae; Bacillariales; Bacillariaceae. The record is from the annotation of a GenBank genome assembly.